GCGGCUGGCUGCUUGUUUGGUUGGUGCCUGGAGCUGGAGGCCGGGAGCAGGACAGCGUCUGCCCGAGCUGGUGCUGCUGUCGGCGGACCGUCGCCGUCGGUCGGUUCCCGUGGAGAUCGGAGCGGAGUCUGCAGGGACCUGCUGCCGCUGCUGCUGCUCUGCGUGCUGGUGCUUUUUUCUCCGCGGGCUGGACUCGGUUUGGGAAACACACGGGAUUAAUUGAUCGGCGCUCCGGUACCGGGGAGUUGGAUGUGUGUUUUGCCCCGCAGGAGUCUCCUGGAGUCCGGGCGGAGAGACGGGGCCGAUGGCGCAACGGUAUGAAGACCUGGCCCACUACGGCCUGGAUGGCGUGGGUGGUGUGUAUGGAGACCCCCACCAUCACCACCACCACCAUGCUGCUGCCGCCCGCUCCCUGCAGGCUGUUCACCUGGCCGCCGCCACCGCUGGUCCGUACCCUCCACACCAGUACUCCCAGUCCACCCACACCAGCAGCAGCGUGGCCACCACAGCUGGGGACGCCGUGAAGAGGGACAAAGACGCCAUUUACGGACAUCCUUUAUUCCCUCUGCUCGCACUGAUAUUUGAGAAAUGUGAGCUGGCGACCUGCACGCCCAGAGAGAGCAGCAUGGCAGGAGGAGACGUCUGCUCCUCGGACUCCUUCAGCGAGGACAUCGCCGUCUUCUCCAAACAGAUCCGAGCGGAGAAGCCUUUAUUUCCAUCGAACCCGGAGCUGGAUAACUUGAUGAUGCAGGCGAUACAGGUGCUGCGUUUCCACCUCCUGGAGCUAGAGAAGGUUCAUGAGCUUUGUGAUAAUUUCUGCCAUCGAUACAUCAGCUGUCUGAAAGGGAAGAUGCCGAUCGAUCUGGUUAUUGACGACAGAGACGGGAACAAAUCGGACAGCGAGGACUUCGUCAGGUCGUCAGGGAACCACCUGGAUCAGGUUUCAUGGAGCAGAGAUCAUGACGACACUACGUCAAUCCGGUCAGCGGGGACACCGGGACCGUCCAGCGGUGGACACACGUCUCACAGCGGCGACAACAGCAGUGAACAAGGUGACUGUCUGGAUAACGGCGUGGCGUCUCCCAGCACCGGAGACGACGACGACCCCGACAGAGACAAGCUGCACAACAAGAAGAGAGGAAUCUUCCCCAAAGUGGCCACGAACAUCCUGAGAGCCUGGCUGUUCCAGCACCUGACGCACCCGUACCCAUCAGAGGAGCAGAAGAAGCAGCUGGCUCAGGACACCGGCCUCACCAUCCUGCAGGUCAACAACUGGUUCAUCAACGCGAGGCGGCGAAUCGUCCAGCCCAUGAUCGACCAGUCCAACAGAGCAGUGAGCCAGGCAGGACCGUAUGGCCCAGAUGGUCAGCCAAUGGGAGGCUUCGUCAUGGACGGACAGACACACAUGGGAAUCAGACCAGCUGGUUCUAUAGGUGGUGUGGGGAUGGGUGUGGGUGUGGAGGGACAGUGGCACUACAUGUAGCAGCAGCAGCACCACCCUGCACCCGGAGGACCCGUGCAGCGUCCCCCGACACCACUGACUCCUUCAGCACGGUGGGUGUGGAGCAGGACCCCACGCCUCCUCACCUGUCCUCCCCUCAGCUCCACCCCUCUGGGCAUCUACCUGGCCCGAUGUGGAAACACCCCGUCGUCAUGGCUGU
Toxotes jaculatrix (banded archerfish) is the source of this 1661-nucleotide messenger RNA. It is a transcript of the gene meis1a, whose product is annotated as Meis homeobox 1 a. Gene Ontology annotation, molecular function: DNA-binding transcription activator activity, RNA polymerase II-specific; RNA polymerase II cis-regulatory region sequence-specific DNA binding. The record is from RefSeq and is a predicted model, not a curated record. Gene Ontology annotation, biological process: animal organ morphogenesis; angiogenesis; brain development. Bases 305 to 1483 code for a protein of 392 amino acids. Lineage: Eukaryota; Metazoa; Chordata; Actinopteri; Toxotidae. The transcript is spliced from 13 exons.